Molecule: messenger RNA, 612 nt
Organism: Aphanomyces astaci
Lineage: Eukaryota; Oomycota; Saprolegniomycetes; Saprolegniales; Verrucalvaceae
Exons: 4
Coding region: 1-612 (203 amino acids)
Source: RefSeq, a predicted model, not a curated record
AUGUUGUUGACAACGUCCCUCCUUUGCACUAUCCAAGCAGGGUGCAGCAACGUCGACUUGUUGGCAUGGUCGUCCCACUUGAGCACGCCUAUCAGCGUAGCAGCCGUUCCGUUAGCAUCAACUUGUGAACUGUCGAACGACUCCCCACCAUCAGACGAGACCGCAGAACAAAGACUCAUUCAACACCAGGCAUCAGUCAUUGACUACUUCAUCGACAUUGGACGGCGACAAGAGGAGUGCCUCCAAGCCCUUGAGGAAAAGCUUCAAACUUGUGCCACAUCUAAGCGCAAGGAAAGUGAUGUCAAAGUCGGGCAAGUCAUGCCAAACAGCAAAGGGAAACGCUCAUCGAAGCAGAAAAAGUAUACGUCGAAGCAUAUCGUAGCCUACAUGAAGUUGUUCUUACCCGACGGGUUUGUGCUGGACGAAGACAGCCAAACGUUCCGCGACGACGUGCUGUCCACAGGAGCUGCCGCAGAGAUCGCUUCGCUGGAGUUUCUGCGCAGCAACAACUACAAGGCACUCAUCGACUGGGGCAUCUCAAUGCAAGGAUUAUCCAUUACCGCCAGCUUCGUGCAUGUGGACGACCCCCCCAGUUUCAUUGGACAUCCUUGA